Fraxinus pennsylvanica is the source of this 3027-nucleotide messenger RNA. NCBI's taxonomy places the organism in Eukaryota, Viridiplantae, Streptophyta, Magnoliopsida, Lamiales, Oleaceae. The record is from the annotation of a GenBank genome assembly.
AUGACGAGAGAAAGGAGGUACGUUUUGGACAGUCGAGUUCGAUCGCCAUCGCCUCAGCGUCGAACACUAAGGUAUCGGGAUUUUUCACCGUCCCGCCGCCAGGAGUAUUCCUCCCAUCAACGUAACGUCGAUGAUUUACAUGCCACGGAUGGUAUGCAGUAUACCGAGAGGUCUAGGAGAACGGAGAGGAGGGAUCAUUUUGAUAGAGAUCUUGAUUUGCAGGCUGUGAGAUUCUCAGAUUAUCAUGAUAGAGAUAGAGAUAGAGAUAGAGAUAGAGAGAGGGAUAGAGAGAAUGAUAGCUAUAGGUAUAAGGAUGGUGUUGGAUAUUCUCGGAGAUUGUAUGGAGAGGACUCAUUGAUUGGGAAUUCUGCUUCGAUGAAGUUUCGGCAGAAAUAUGGUUUAGACAAUCCUCGAAACUCUGAUGGAUUCAAUGUGAAAGAUAAUGUGAAUGACUACCGUGGUGUUUGUGAUACUAGUAUCACAAGGGUGAGUGCUGAGAGAGAUUGUUAUCCAGGGAGUCAAUAUUUGGAUGAGGGUCGAUCUAGAUUGCCUGCAGGGUUGCGCUAUUCGGGUGGUAGCAAACCUAGUCCCAUGGAAACUGAGAGGACACAGAGCAGGUACACUGAUUCAUAUGCUUUGGAUCAUGUUGGUGUUGAUGGUCUACCUAAAAGUUUAGGUGGUUAUGACAUUGGUGCUCAUCGCGUGCCAUCUUCAGAAUUGCAACAUUUGAUUACUGGCACUCAUAAAGACAGUGACUUUAAUCCCAUAGAUGAGCUUCAUUUGCCGAAAAAAGGUAGAGACAUUCACUCUGGGGACAACUGUUAUUUGAGUAAAAAAGAUGGACAUUUUCAUCCUGGAGAUGAUCUUAUUAAUCUGGAUGAGCAUGUUAGACCAAUUGAUAGAGAAAUGUUCAGGUACAACAGGGAAGAUAACCUCCAGUCUUUAAGAGGCUAUUUAUGGGAUGAUGUUGACCAUACAAUGUCAUCAUCUCGGCCCAAGGAUUAUACCAAGGGGUCAUCUGGUUUCUCCUCCAGGGAAGACCUAUAUGUGCCAUCGCCAUCAAAUGGUACAAGACUGAGGACUGAAAUGACUUCCAAGACUAUUGGUUGUGAUGGGGGGUCUGGUGAAAAAUCACAAAAUAGGUCUCCCAUGACUUCACAAGAUAUCACAAGUUACUCAAGGUCAUAUUUUAGCUCACUAGAGAGACAUGGAGCUCAUAUUUAUCCAGAAUAUGGUAGAAGCCACAUGGGCUGUUCUAGUACAAGGUCCAGUGGAUUACCAUUUGGAAAAACAUUGACGGAUGUUAAAGAAUACAGAAGCCAGGAUACUUCAAGAACCCACUCUAUGUAUCCCGUAGAUGUAAUUGAUGAAUCCUCUAGAAUACGUUUAGAAGAUGUUGAACUUUGGAAUCACCAUACUUCUUCACGAGGAGAGUCGAUGCAUAAUUAUUCUGAUACGCGUGGAUCCUCGCACGCAAGAGAACAAGAUGACAAAGUAUUAGGUUGCAGUAGUAUGCGCUUGAGUUAUGAUAGGGAAUUGUAUAGCAACUAUGGAAGCAUUGAACCACGAGAGAUUCAUAGUAAUGAGAUGGAUGGUGGCCCAUGGACUCAUGAAGAAAGAUCACACAUGUUACGUCUGAAAGAAUAUGACCCUUGCUUGGAUCAAAUUGAUGAUAGCCCUCACAUGAGGUUGGCUGCAAGGGAUUUGAGUUCAGUUAAAACAUCUGAGAAAUUGCACAAGCAUAAUGUUAGUAGGAAGAGUGUUCGCAAGAUUUACCAUCAAGGUCAUGGAGGAGAAAAUGUGGUUCCUGUAAGUUUGUCAUAUAAAUUCAAAUCAAGAAAGUAUGAUUAUGCCAAUACUAGUGAAUCGAGUGAGAUGGCCAAUUAUCAGUCAUCCAGUGAAAAAUUCAAAGCUAAUCACUCGAACAAUCACCAUAUGUCUGGCGCUAGAGACAUAAAGAAGCGGUUGGGACCACAUCCUCAAAAGCUUCAUGUUUCUCAACGUAUAGUAAAGAAAUACAAACCUUCAUUGGAGAAGAGGUUGGGACCUGCUCCCAAGAAUCACGAUAGACUCCCAUGGCUGAAAAAGUUAGGUUCCAAAAAAUUUCCAAGGGUCCAAGAUGAUUCAGAUGCUAGUCCUGAUGAUGUAUUGGGUGACAACUUAGAAGAUAAUGCUUUUCCUGAAAAGCCUGAAUUGCCUGAACCACCUGAAAAGUCCGAUGAGUUCAAGCAGUUGGUGCAGAGUGCAUUUUUCAAGUUUCUCAAACAGACGAGUGAAACGCCAACAAAAAGGAAGACAUACAUGGAACAAGUAAAAACUUAUAGAUUAAAGUGCCUCGUCUGUGGAAGCAACUCCGACGAGUUUGCAGACACAGAAAGUUUGGCAAUGCAUGCCCUCACAUCCAGCAAGGUUGGCCUCAGGUCGCAACACUUGGGAUUGCACAAAGCACUUUGCAUACUGAUGGGAUGGAAAAGUGCAGAGGAUUUUGGUGGUCAGUGGCUUUGCGAGGUCAUGUCUGAUGCUGAAACUUCAUCCCUUAAAGAAGACCUCAUUAUCUGGCCACCUGUUGUGAUCAUUCAUAACAGUCCUAUAGGAAAGGAAAAUCCUGAUGAGCAGAUUAUUCUAUCCACUGAAGCUUUAGAGUCCAAGCUCAAAGACAUGGGAUUUGGGAACAUAAAUAAGGUCUGCAUCGGUAAACCUGCAAAUCAAAGUGUAAUGUUGGCAAUAUUCAAUGGCACACUUUCUGGGUUACAAGAGGCAGAGAGAUUGCAUAAAAAUUAUCUCGAGACUAAGCAUGGGAGGAUUGAAUUCAUGCAAGUUAUGUCCAGUGAGAAAGGAAGUUGUAGCGAAGAAAUACAAACAGUACCCGCAGAGAAUGAAGAAAAGUUCUUGUACUGUUACCUGGGACUUUUAAAGGAUCUUGAUAAACUAGACUUCAUCACCAAGAAACGAUGUGUGGUGAGGAGCAAGAGGGAGAUUCAGUCCAUUGCAGAUGCACCUUUAACUACAAAAGGAGAGCUUAGAUGA